Molecule: messenger RNA, 5086 nt
Organism: Phymastichus coffea
Lineage: Eukaryota; Metazoa; Arthropoda; Insecta; Hymenoptera; Eulophidae
Gene: Ptr
Product: patched domain-containing protein 3
Exons: 9
Coding region: 299-3379 (1026 amino acids)
Cellular component (GO): cytoplasmic vesicle membrane; plasma membrane
Source: RefSeq, a predicted model, not a curated record
UGUUAGUCCGCAGCCGGCCGAUCGUCGUGCUCAGUCCUUCGUACGGAGGCUCGACUUGAAUAACUCACGAUCUCUAUCACCAAACAAAUGUCAUGAUCUCGAGUGCGCGCUUGUGAUCGAGAUUCGCGCCUUUCUAUACUGUGAUUCUUACUUUUCUUUCGUUUAGUUUUGUUUUGUUUGUUUCUCUGCCAGUGCGCUCGAUGAUUCAGUGAACGAAACGGUUUUUCUAUCAUCCUUGGACAACCAUUUCAAACGUUCUCGAGCCGUUGCUGCUUCUACUCAUCUUGUAGUCAGGACGAUGUUGUCGAUAACGUGCGUCGAUGACUUUUUAAACAAAGCCUUCUUCAAAAUCGGCCUGACAGUCGGUCGACAUCCAGGAUACUUCGUCAUAGUGCCGGUCCUCUUGGGAUGCAUUUGCUUGACGGGUUAUCAACGGAUUACCUACGAAAUCGAUCCGGAAUAUCUGUUCUCACCGAUUAAUGGCCCAGGAAAGGCUGAGAGAGCAGUUGUCGAGGAACAUUUUCAAGUGAAUUAUAGCGAUAAGUUUAGCAUCGCGCGAAUCACGAGGCCAGGACGAUUUGGUCACGUGGUGGUAUUGUCUAAGGACAACGACACGAACUUACUCCGUUCGGUGAUAUUCGAAGAGUUGAUUGUACUCGACCAGAUGAUAAGAAACGCCACGGCAGUGUACGAUGGCGAGACGUACAACUAUGCGAAAAUCUGCGCAAAGUGGUUGGGCGAGUGCUUUACCAACGACAUCCUCGAGCUCGAUCAAAUCAUCGAGGACGUCGAGAACAAGGAGAUGAAUCUAACGUUUCCAAUAUCGUUCAAUCCCGUCACGUGGACUCCUCACCUGAUACCCGUAUAUUUUGGUGGAAGUGUGGUGAACGAAGAUUUGGUGCUGGAAGCAGCCCCAGCUUUGCAAAUGGGAUACUUUGUUGUUGUGGACAAUGCAAAGCAAGAUGCGAUUGGUGCAGCUUGGGAAGAGGCAUUCCUAGAUGCAGUAGGCAAAGCAGAAGACGAACAUUUGUUCAAACACAUAAGUGUGGCACGCUUCGCCUCGCGAACUCUCGAGUUGGAGUUCGAACGUAACACCCAAACUGUCAUCCCUUACUACUUCAGUACAUUUACCAUCAUGGCUCUUUUUUCUAUCGUCACCUGUAUGAUGUCAGAUUGGGUUCGUAGCAAACCUUGGCUAGGAUUACUUGGUAAUGUCUCUGCUGGUAUGGCUACCACUGCUGCUUUUGGACUGUGCUGCUAUUUGGGAGUUGAGUUUAUUGGUAUCAAUUUGGCGGCGCCUUUCCUCAUGAUUGGUAUCGGAAUCGACGACACCUUCGUAAUGCUGGCAGCUUGGAGGAGAACAAACAUAAUGGAUCCUGUGCCUCUGCGUAUGGCACACGCUUUGAGCGAAGCCGCAGUAUCCAUCACCAUUACCUCGGUCACCGACAUGGUGUCCUUCUUCAUCGGUAUCAUCUCGCCGUUCCCAUCAGUGAAGAUUUUCUGCAUCUACUCAGGUUUCUCUGUAGUGUUCACUUUCGUGUUCCACCUGACCUUCUUCGCCGGCUGCAUGGCUAUCAGCGGCUACUGCGAGCAAAAGAACUUGCACAGUGUGAUCUGCUGUUCGGUACAGCCGCUCUCUAAAUCAGAGCACCGCUCCUGGUUCUACCGAGUAUUCUGCACUGGUGGAUUGGAUCCAGAAGACCCGAACAAUCCUGUUGAUAACCCAGAACAUGGUUGCAUGAGUUGGUUUCGGGAUUAUCUUGCAGCUGCCUUAAACCAACCCAUAGUCAAGGUGGUAGUCAUUCUUAUUUUUGGACUAUAUCUGGCUGGAGGCUUGUACGGACUAACAACAUUGAAGGAAGGAUUAGAUCGAAGAAGAUUAUCAAAAUCUGAUUCUUACUCCAUCACAUUUUACGAUCGAGAGGACACUUACUACCGAGAAUUCCCUUACAGGAUACAGGUUGUCGUUAGCGGUCAAUACAACUACAGCGAUCCAGUCAUCCAGGAGCAGAUGGAAAACUUAACGCUAAGUUUGGAGGGAACCAAAUGGAUCGGCAGCAAUAUUUAUACAGAAAGUUGGCUGCGGAGUUUUCUCUCUUUUUACGAAGAUCAUCGUGAAGAAGAAGACCAUGUGAACUAUACAAUCUUGAAUGAAAAGGGUUUCAUAAAUACUCUCAGAAAUACAUUCCUUUAUCCAACUUCAACUUGGGCUUUGGACGUCAAAUUUGACGACAACACCGAGCAUAUCGUUGCCAGCCGUUUCCUCAUUCAAGCGGUCAACGUUAGUGGAACCAACAACGAAAAAGACAUGGUCAGAGAACUUCGUCAAAUUUGUGAAGAUUCUCCUUUGAAUGCAACAGUUUUUCAUCCUUACUUCGUGUUCUUCGAUCAAUUCGAACUCGUAAUGCCUACGAGUAUACAGUGUUUGACUUAUGGUGCCCUGACGAUGAUGGUGAUUUCCUUCAUAUUCAUACCAAAUGUGCUGUGCAGUUUGUGGGUAGCAUUUUGCAUCAUUUCCAUCGAGAUUGGAGUUGCAGGAUACAUGGCGCUAUGGGACGUUAGCUUGGACAGUAUAUCCAUGAUCAAUCUAAUUAUGUGCAUCGGUUUCAGUGUCGACUUUACCGCCCACAUCUGUUACGCGUACAUGAGUUCAAAACAAAAGCGACCUGAAGAUCGAGUCAAAGAGUGUCUGUACACUUUGGGAUUACCCAUAGUCCAAGGUUCUCUAUCGACGAUCAUUGGUCUGUUCGCUCUGGUACUCGCCGAUACUUACAUAUUCCUCGUCUUCUUCAAGAUGGUCUUCUUAGUCGUCUUUCUUGGUGCUCUGCAUGGCCUAUUCUUAUUGCCAGUGCUGCUUUCCGUAUUUGGACCUGGCUCUUGGACCGAUUUCGAUCAACAAGAAGAAUUGGAAAAAGCUGAGGAUAUUGCAAAGCUACCAAAACCGUACGUCAUACCUCAUCCGACACUUCUCUACAGCAAAGGAAAAGAUGUAAGUCCAGUUAUUAGCACAACUGCCCUCGAAGAUAGAGAUCUUGGUUUAGGAACCAGCGAAGACAGCAAUUCCACGGAAAGUGGUUCUUCUCAGAGUAGACGAAAGGACAGGCAAACCGAACACAAUGAACAGAACAAAUCACAUUAUCAAGACUGGCGAAGGUCCCUUGGCGUACUCCACAGCUUAUCUCAAUUUCAAACAUCAGCUCCACUCCCGGAUUAUCCAGGAGGGCAUGCUGCUGAUGAACGCCACGACAGGAAUCACAGAAAUAUUACAUUUCUACAUAACACAACCAGGUUACCUCCCACAAGUACGAAUAAUAACAAGCAAGAUUGUCGGCGAAGUAGAUCACAACAAAAUCUCAACCAGUCACCAUCUAGAUAUUAAAAUGACUCUAAAUACCCCUAGAAAUAUGAUUGUUGGAUGCAACGAUAGCUAUACGUGAUUAUAUUUAUUUCAAGUCAAUUGUCCGGUCGAAGGAAAAUGUUAGAUAUUUUUUUACUCCACUCGUCAACUUCUGAAAAGACUAUAAUUUUGAACAUCGAGUGGUUUGAGGUUUGAAAAAACUUUUUUUAUAGAGCAGUAUGACAAACAGCAGUUGUUUACUGCUGUGUGUUACAUCUUUGAUAAUAAUGCAGAUCUAAUUAUUUCUUUGUAAUGCCUGACGAUCAAUGAUAGCUAAUAACUAUAUUUGAUAAAUGACAGGCAAGAGUCUUCGUUGAUAAGAAACCUUUGUUACAGUAGCAUUAAAAAACUGUGCACUUUGUAUUUUCAAUAAAAUGAGGUUUUAUAAGCGAUAGCUAUAAAUUUAGUGCUACUUUGACGAUGGCUCAUGAAAUGACAACGAAUAUUUUUGCCAAAGAAGAUGUAGAUGUUUUGUAUAGAGAUGAAACGCUCGCGCAACUGAUUUUAAUAUUAGUGGUCGGUGAGAUAAAUCAAAAGCCAAAAUGAAUAAAUGUAGUUUUUAAUGUAUUUCAGACAGCUUAUUAUUCAAUAUAUAUUGCCUUGCUGUGAAAUACUAAAAUGUUUUCUUUUGCGAUUGUUGUAUGUUUUACAUUAUUGUUCAAAUGUCAUUGUUACUAGGAAAUUACCAUCGAGUAAUUGUAAUUACAAUAACGACAAAGUUUAUUCCUAUUUUUUUAAUAAAUACUGUAAUUUUUAUCAUCAGUGUCACUAUUUAAGCGUACACGUUUCUUUGUCUUCCCAUGUGCGAGCUUCGUAUUUAUGCAUGACUUUAAUCUGCAAUACGUAAUGUGAACUUGAAAUUUAUUUUAAGAUCAUUGAUUUUGUCGCAAAUGUCUGCGUAAUUGUUUUAUGACUUUUAUUUUUAUCACAUAGAAAUUUUUUUUAGGAAAGAUUUCUUGAUAAAACUAUAAAAGGGUUAUAGUUAUGUUAAAUGGAUGUAAAUACCUAAAUUUAUAGUUUAUUACUGUAAACCAUAAAAAUUUCGAAAGUAUGUUUUCAAAAAACACUUUGCUUACUUUUCAAAUUUUUUUGUUUUAUUUCAAAUUAUAAUAAUUUUUAUUCAUAAUAGUGCCAAUCGCUAAAUCUACAGAAAUUUUACUACUCUUGCUGUAAAAUAUAUAAUAUGUUAUUACUAAUAAACUAUUAGAAUGGCCUAGUUGUUUUAUAUGUUGUAUUAAAUACGAAUUAAAUAAGUCUGUUUAGAUUAAAUAAAAUAAAAUGUAAACUGAUAUAUAAAUAAAUUUAUUACAGAAAAGACGAUAAAGAAAUGUUUUAUUGGAAAGAAUUAUGUGUCUAGAAAUCGGCAACAAUCUAUAUUUCAAAAAUCAUAUAGAUUCGAAUUAUAAAAAAAUAUUCAGCUGUAGUGUUAGACUCUGAUAGUUUGUAAUGACGAAAUAAUUUCUAUCAACUUUUAACUUAAAACUCAACGCGGAUAUUAUCACGGAAUAGAAAAAUAUAGAAUAAGUAGAUUGUCUUUCCACUCCAUCAUUUGUUAAAAUACAGAGUAUGUUUGUGGUCAUGUAAUACAUGAAACAAGAAUUAUUUGCACAUUUCGGAACAUACUUGCUACAAUAUUACUUAUUAUAUGAAUGCCCUAGAACUUCAAUACAAUAAACACAUCAAUAUAAA